Messenger RNA from Hermetia illucens (black soldier fly), 2869 nucleotides. RefSeq names its product UV radiation resistance-associated gene protein (gene Uvrag). The coding region runs from base 195 to 2399 and encodes 734 amino acids. Gene Ontology annotation, molecular function: SNARE binding. The transcript has 5 exons. The record is from RefSeq and is a predicted model, not a curated record. Gene Ontology annotation, cellular component: lytic vacuole; endosome. Gene Ontology annotation, biological process: SNARE complex assembly. Lineage: Eukaryota; Metazoa; Arthropoda; Insecta; Diptera; Stratiomyidae.
GUGACAGCAGAAGUCGUACAAAGUGGUUCUGUCACUGAACUCUCGGAAAACAAUUUCAGUUCUGGUUGCAUUUUUAAGGAGCUCGUGAUCGCUUUUAGUGUUAUCUCAAGUGGGUUUGACUCCUUGCAAACAGUGCUACAGUUCUAAAGUCCAAGGAGCCUGCUUGAACCAAUUAUUGCAAAGAAAAUGAGAAAAUGUUUAAUCGGCCACGAUGUCGAGAUUGGACGCCUCUGGCUACGCAGCAGCUUCGUUUGCGUAAUUUAAUUAAAAUUACAGGUCACAAUAUUGUUUGCCAACCGAAAUGUCAGCUUUACUUUACACUGCACUGGACCGUGAUGUCGGCCCCCUUUUACACGAGCGAAAAGAUGGAAUCGCACGGCAACAACACAUUCGACUGGCUCGAGAUCAAUUGCCAGCUGAUAUUGAAAUCCACACAGACUUCCGUGUGCAUUCGCGUCUGGGAGCAUAUGCCCACGGCCGAGGAGUGCACACCGCGCGGUCGUAGCGAUGAACUGUUGCGCGCUCGACGGGAGAGCACUACACCGCCCCAAUCGGGCACGGAUAAAAUGCUGUUCAUUUGGGGUGUCUACUUCUCGGGGCUGAUUUGUCUGACAAAACGCUCCGAAGCGAAGUUCAAUGAGAAUUCGCUUUCGUUUCAAAUGCACGGAGGGUAUUUCGCCUCGCCUGCUAGCCUUACACAGGAAACUAUGCGGCAACAGCUUGCGCUCAACUACAAGAUGGACCAGAAAAUUCUCUCGUCGAAUUCAUCGAGUCCAGCGAACAGCCAGCGGAGUUCGAGUGCGAGCAGUAGCGUGGAACGGGCAUCACGCGGUGCAGUCCCAAAAAGCUGUGAUAUCUUUAGCAAUUUAAGUUAUAGCGAUUUAGUUAGUCCUAGAGCGUCGUCUCAUCCUUCGACAACCUCCACCGUGAAACACAAAUCCGAGAAAGAUUUCCAGAUAAACUCGCCGCGCAGUAGUCGAAGCUGUAGUCCCGUUCGAUCGACGGACGAUCGGCCAAACUACCCCGGACAGGUGGAUUUGAGCAGGGAUCUGCUGAGCAUGUUGAAAAUUCGAUACAUCGAGAAGAGCUUCCGUGCCUCUGAGAUACGGCCGAGCUACAAUGUCGAGAAGCUCCUCAAAAUUCAGCAGUUGCAGCGAGAAUACAAACACCUCAACGAGCACUCCAAGGAAAUCACCGAGAAGAUUUGCAUGAAGAGCGCAUUUUGCCUGAACCUCGAUUUGAUCACGAGCAAAGGCUUCUUGUACAGACCGCGCGGAAACCCUUCCAUGGGUCGGACCCUGAAUCGCCUACUCUUCCAAGAGAAUCAGGUCAAGCCCGAAGACAUCCUCAAAGCCCAAGAUCUCAAACGACAAAUCGAAAUUGCCCGGUUCCGCCAUAAUCUCCUAAGCCAAGAACGUGAAAACAAACGGUCACAAAUCGAACAGUUAGAAACGAGGCUAAAUAAAUUGCACGAUUACAACAUCGAGAGUGGGUCGUGGCUGAUGUCGCGCUAUCGUAAUUUGGGCCGCGAGAAGGAAGGCCUUGCACAAGAGAGAAUAUCAGUUGAACAGCGCAAGGAAGUGUUGCAGGCGAUUGACAAGGCGUUGCGCGAUAGGCGAAUGCAAUUGUUGCACGAGUUGAAGGACAUUUACCCAAUCAGGCGACGUUCGAACGGAAGCUACGCCAUCCACAACGUGACCAUGCCGAAUGCACUGGACAGUCGGGAAUCCUCACACUGGUCCAGUAGCGCGGAUGGUACCCGGGAAAUCGUUUCGCCUCUUGCGUACAGCGUGGCGCUAGGAUAUGUAGCGCAUGUGGUUCAAAUGUGUUCUGUAAUUUUAGAUUUAUCACUUAGAAAUCCAAUAAAGCACGAUGGAUCGCGGUCGAGAAUUUUAGACGUUAUUAAAGACAUCCCGAAUGCACCCCGAGAAUUCCCAUUGUACAGUCGAACGAAUCCUCCGCCUAAUGUUAUUCUCUACGCAGUCUAUCUCCUCAAUCAGAACAUAGCCCAGUUGAAUUUUCAAGUGUAUAAUAUUAAAUGUGAUAUUCGAGCGACACUAGCUAACUUGCUAACAUUACUCAACGGACCACCAACGGCUUCAAUUCUGACGCCAUCGGUAGAGAAUGGAACGGAUAUGAACGAGACACUGACGAUUUAUGCGUCAGCGUCGGGAUCUUCGAUUGAACUGAACGUACCGAUCCCAUCGCAAAGGAGCUACCCAAUCGAUGUAGUCGACGCUAAAGUCAAUGAUCAAAGAAUUUCUCGCUCCGUUGGCAGUAGCUAUUCAGAUGACCAACUCUCCGCGAACAAUGGCAAACACUUUCAUAGUUCCGAACCGAUUUUAUCUAUCCAUAACAAUGUUCACUUAACGACAUUUAGUGAAAACGGAAAUGUGUAAAGAAUCUGGCGUUUAGAUCCACAAAAUAAUAGAGAAACGACGACACACACUUUCGCCAAACAAAAGAACUUCUAGAACAACAACUAAUUGGAUUAUUUUUACGAGGAAAGUUUCUUCAUUUUCUCAUUUUCAUCACAAUUGGUUUUCCCUCAAUCCGAAUAGAUAAUUCAAAAUUAUCAUAUUUUCAAAUGGAAGGAUUGGAUCGCAUCCUUUUCAUGUUGGCUUGCGAUUUGACUAUGAGUUGAUAAGAUGCUGGUCGAUGAUGAUAUGUUGGCUCCUAAUUUUUUCUCUGAAUUUUAAAAAUUAAUGAUUAUUAUUUAUGCGAUUAAUUUCAUGUUAAGUGGCACAUACACUUCGUUUAUUGUAUGAUUACAUAUUUGUAUUUAUUUAUGUGAAAACAGAACAAUAUGUAACGAGAAUAUUGCUAGGAUAUUAUCAUGAUUAUUAAAGAGAUUUAAUUGUUAUGCGAA